UGAGAAAUUUAAUUAGGGAAAUUGAUCGAUCAAUCAGCCGGUACAGGAAAUAUGGGUGUUACCGAGAGAAAUACACAGGAGGCCAAGAUUCCGGUUGUAGAUUUUUCCAAGAUAAUCAACCAUACAAGUAGUACUAGUAGUAGUAGUAGUAGUUGUUGGGUGGAAGCGCGGGCGCAAGUCUGCCAGGCACUGGAAGAGUACGGCUGUUUUGUAGCAACACUGUCAGAUGCUGAUGCUGACGAGUACAACAAAAUCUUUGGGAGCUUAGACGAGCUGUUUGGUUUCCCAAAAGAAAUCAAACUGCAAAACACUUAUGACAAGCCUUUCCGCGGCUACCAUUCCCCUAAUGACGUCCAUGAAGGCUUGGGGAUCGAUGAUCCAACAAACCCUCAAGCAAUUCACAACUUCGCCAACCUCUUUUGGCCCAAUGGAAAUCAUCCUAACUUCUCUGAAAGUGCUGAUGGGUAUGCGAAAGUGGUGGUGAGGCUAGAUGAGACUGUGACGAGAAUGAUAUUUGAACACUACGGCGUGGACAACAAAUGGUGCGAGAGUCAUAUUGGAGCAACUGAUUAUGUACUGCGACUGCACAAAUAUGAUGGAGCAGGAGCAGCAGGUGAGGAGCACAUGGCGCUUCCUGAGCACACCGACAUGAACCUCACCACCAUAAUUCAUCAGAAUCAUGUCAAUGGCUUGGAGGUGAAGAUUGCAAACGGUGACUGGGUUCCUUUUGAUGUAUCGCCUAAUUCGUUUAUAUUCAUGACCGGCGAUGGCUUCCAGGUGUGGAGCAAUGACAGAAUAAAACCUUGCGUGCAUCGAGUGAUGAUGAGCGACAAGGAAGUGAGAUACUCGGUGUUGCUGUCGACAUUUCACAGUGGAACCAUAAGUGUGCCGGAGGAGCUCAUCGAUGAUCAACACCCUUUACGAUAUAAGCCAUUGAACCAUCUUCAGUAUCUGGCCUCACAGCUCGGUCAAAACUACAGGGUUUGUGUUAACAACUUCUGUGGUCUUUGAUUUCAUUUAUACUAUUAUUGAUUUGGCAAGACUAUGCAAGCUUGCCUGACAGUACCCUAUAUUUUAAAGUAAUUAAAUAAAUGAAACAACACCAAUGAAGUGGGAACCCUCCCUGUCGACUGUCACUGGUUGUAUGUGUACAAGCAAGACAAUAUAUAUAUAUAUAUAUAU
Prunus mume (Japanese apricot) is the source of this 1182-nucleotide messenger RNA. RefSeq names its product putative 2-oxoglutarate-dependent dioxygenase AOP1. The record is from RefSeq and is a predicted model, not a curated record. Lineage: Eukaryota; Viridiplantae; Streptophyta; Magnoliopsida; Rosales; Rosaceae.